GGGUUUAGUUGGAUGCUAUAUGAUUGUUCUCUUGUUAUGUUUGCAAUUAUUGCAGUGUUGUGAUGGUGGAUGAGGCUCACGAAAGAACACUCUCAACUGAUAUUCUGUUUGGAUUAGUAAAGGAUAUUGCUCGUUUCCGGCCUGAUCUCAAGUUGCUAAUAUCAAGUGCUACACUUGAUGCCGAGAAAUUCAGUGAUUACUUUGAUUCUGCACCAAUAUUCAAAAUUCCAGGGAGACGAUAUCCUGUUGAGAUAAACUUUACAAAAGCUCCAGAGGCUGACUACUUAGAUGCAGCUAUUGUCACCUCACUUCAAAUCCAUGUCACUCAACCUCCUGGAGAUAUAUUGGUUUUCCUUACUGGUCAAGAAGAAAUUGAAACGGCUGAAGAAAACUUGAAGCAGCGAACUAGAGGCUUGGGGACUAAAAUUGCCGAGUUAAUAAUAUGCCCUAUAUAUGCCAACCUACCAACUGAACUACAAGCUAAAAUAUUUGAACCCACUCCUGAAGGAGCCCGAAAGAUUGUACUUGCUACUAAUAUUGCAGAAGCAUCAUUGACAAUUGAUGGGAUCAAGUAUGUCAUUGAUCCUGGAUUUUGUAAGAUGAAAAGUUAUAACCCGAGAACAGGAAUGGAGUCUUUGCUAAUAACUCCUAUCUCAAAAGCUUCAGCAAUGCAAAGAGCUGGUCGUUCUGGAAGAACUGGUCCAGGAAAGUGCUUUAGAUUAUAUACUGCAUACAAUUUUCAAAAUGAUUUGGAUGAUAACACUGUGCCAGAAAUACAGCGGUCUAAUCUCGCCAGUGUUGUAUUGUCUUUAAAAAGUCUUGGUAUUCAUGACUUGAUGCAUUUUGAUUUCAUGGAUCCUCCACCUUCUGAGGCCUUAUUGAAAGCUCUGGAGCUUCUAUUUGCAUUAAGUGCACUAAAUAAGCUUGGGGAGUUAACUAAAGUGGGUAGACGGAUGGCAGAGUUCCCACUUGAUCCUAUGUUGUCAAAAAUGAUAGUGGCUUCAGAAAAGUACAAAUGUUCAGACGAUAUCAUUUCUAUUGCUGCUAUGCUUUCUGUUGGAAACUCAAUAUUUUACCGUCCAAAGGAUAAGCAAGUGCAUGCAGACAAUGCAUGGAUGAAUUUUCACACUGGAAAUGUGGGAGACCAUAUUGCAUUGCUAAAGGUCUACAAUUCAUGGAAGGAGACCAAUUUUUCAACACAAUGGUGUUAUGAAAAUUAUAUACAGUUCUUGUUGGAGCAAAGUGUUCAAAUGCCCGAGUUUUCGGCUGCUGGCCAAUCUGGCUAA
This is a messenger RNA of Cajanus cajan (pigeon pea), 1286 nucleotides long. The record is from RefSeq and is a predicted model, not a curated record. Lineage: Eukaryota; Viridiplantae; Streptophyta; Magnoliopsida; Fabales; Fabaceae.